AUGACUGGAUGCUAUCCAAUUCUUGCUGCCUCCAUAGCAGACGCCUUUUCGUUCUCGUCCUCAUCUCCUUCCCCACCGCUCGGAAGCACCAUGCCUUCAGACAAACUCAUCUCGUUCGAACACUUCUGUGAUCCCGUCAAACCUUCUCCAGAACAGAUCGCCUUCGAAGCUCUCUUGGCAAAAGUCAAAUUCAACGCCGAGCUGGAAGCCCUGGGACCAGCACUCGGUUUUGGCCAAUUCAGCACCUCUGUCGGCAUUCGGUAUGACUCUCGACAAAAUGCAAACUAUAUUGUCCUUGCAUGGUGCGAAAAAACACCUGUCCAGACGAGUUCAUCCCUUCUGCCGAAGGGAUGGACCGGGACUGAUUGCAAUUGGACCUACUCCCGGAUGGGCAAGUCCCCAUCGAGGUUCAGUUUCUCCCUCGAGAUACACUCGAGCUAG
Marasmius oreades (fairy-ring Marasmius) is the source of this 441-nucleotide messenger RNA. RefSeq lists its product as uncharacterized. Bases 1 to 441 code for a protein of 146 amino acids. The record is from RefSeq and is a predicted model, not a curated record. The transcript has 2 exons. Lineage: Eukaryota; Fungi; Basidiomycota; Agaricomycetes; Agaricales; Marasmiaceae.